Messenger RNA from Fibroporia radiculosa, 1365 nucleotides. RefSeq lists its product as uncharacterized. Gene Ontology annotation, cellular component: nucleus. Lineage: Eukaryota; Fungi; Basidiomycota; Agaricomycetes; Polyporales; Fibroporiaceae. Bases 1 to 1365 code for a protein of 454 amino acids. The record is from RefSeq and is a predicted model, not a curated record. Gene Ontology annotation, molecular function: RNA binding. The transcript has 3 exons. Gene Ontology annotation, biological process: box C/D snoRNP assembly.
AUGAAUGGAGGGUCGUCCUCGUAUUUCGGCGUUCAGGGUACCCAACCUCCUGGUGCUGCCGCCGCUCGCAUAGCGACCACUGUUCUGCUUAAUCCAUAUGCUCAAGCUUCAUCCUUCUCGUACCCGCAGGCACCUCACUAUGCGCAAGCCUACGCACAAUCUAGUGCAUCGUCCGUGCCAGCAGUCACGAUAGAUGGGUAUAGCUUGUCAAGCACGUACUCUCCUGCACUAUCCAAUGGCCCUCAAACCGGUAUCCACCAAGAAGGUUUUCGGAGGCGACCAGCUGCGGGGCAGGUACAAGCACACUGGUACCAAGCCGGCGACUCAAGGUGUACCUUUAAAGGGUGCACAUUUAUAGGUUCUAAAAAGUCUGUUGAGAUUCAUAUGAUGGAUCGGCACCUCGUUUAUCCUCCAGGCUGGGAGAACAGGAAACGCAAGCCUGAUUGGGAUGCCGAUCCUAGCCUGAAAGGGAAGCCAAUUCUUAUCCAGGGAACUACCAUCAAGUUAGACACCCCGGAGGCAAUCGCGAGCUGGAUUGCUGAACGUAAAAAGAGGUUCCCAACCGCAGGUCGUAUUGAAGAGAAGGGGAAAAAACUGGAAGAGGCCAUUGCCCGCGGACAAUUGCCCAUGGACGAUGCUCGCUUCCCACAGAGGAAGAAACGACGUAUGGAUAGUACUUCAUUUGGGUCGAAUAUGCAUUAUGGCAAUGCUUUUAGUGGUCAAGAACGUGGGCGAGGCCGCGGACGUGGUCAGCGUGGGGUCGUUGAUGGAGGCCGCCACUAUGGCACUGGCCGACGUUCUGAACAAACCGCACCGCGGCAGUUGUAUGCAUUGCCUGAGCGACCUACAAGCCCUCACGCUGGACCUGCCUCCAGAACUUCUGAACCGGAUUCAGGCUUUUCAGGGUCAAGUAUAACGCAAAAUGUCGACGAAGACGAAUCUAGCUCGGAUAGUGCCCCAGAGACAAUGAGUUCCAAGCGUCCAGCCAGAACAGCGAGGAUUGAGUCUCUUGAAGCCCAGUCGAAAAUCACUGGCAAGGAUAAAGAACUUAGCCCUAGUGGCGAGCGUCAGAACAAUGCGCAAAUUAUUCCACAACGUGGACAACAAUCUAGAAAUCCCAUUCACAAACAACCUCGGAGGCCGCCACACAAUCCUUUCGCGUCCCGUGAACCACUCCUUCGUAAUCUCCUUGCGCCAGAGAUACGAAUGACAGUGUCAAAUUUAUCGCAAGCCAUCCGGUUCCUGGUCGAUAACGAUUUUCUCCAAAACGUUGAGCUGAGACCGGGGGCGGCGUCUGAAAAGAUGAUCGAGGUCAUUGGCUCAUCAGAGAAUGUGACGUUGGAUGCAGAUGAGGGAGGAGCUUAA